CAAUAUUUCUCCUCAUAAUUUUUUGAUGUAAACAAAACGCAAUUUUCCGGCAACGCAAAGAAAAAUAAUAAACAAUGGCAGACGCGUGGGACAUAAAGUCGCUAAAGACGAAGCGCAACACGUUGCGUGAAAAACUGGAGAAGCGUAAAAAGGAACGCUUCGAAAUACUCUCAGACAAGCAAGAAGAUCAGACAAAUCCCAAAAAGGAGCUCGUUGAGGCCGAUGUGGAGGUGCAGAAGGCAGUGCUGCAGGCGCUCAGCGCCAGCACUCUUGUAUUGCCCAUUGUGUCCACGCAGCUGGUGGACAAAGUGGCUGGCGUCAUGGAGAAGGCGCCAACCAUGGAAAUGGUCAACUUCAUACUCGGCAAGCUAGCCAACCAGGGUGCCAUUGGUAUCAGGAAUGUGACAAUUGGCACAGAAGCCGGCUAUGAGGUCAUCUCGGUGCAGACCAAGGAGCUGCUAGAGAUCUUCGAUGAUGUCAACGACAGCUGCCAGCAACAGGAGGAAACGGAUGCCAAACGAAAAUUGGAGGAGGGCAAAGAUGAUGUUAGUGAUGUUGAGCGACUGAAACGUAAAAUGCUGAAAACUGAUUCGAGCGGACGCAAAGAGUCGACAAGUCUGGAUGCCUCCGAAGACAUUAUGAUGCUGCUCUCACUGCCCUCGACGCGCGAGAAGCAGAGCAAACAGGUCGGCGAGGAAAUACUGGAACUGCUGACGAAACCAACAGCCAAGGAGCGUUCCGUGGCCGAGAAAUUCAAAUCGCAUGGCGGCGCUCAGGUCAUGGAGUUUUGCUCACACGGCACCAAGAUCGAGUGCCUGAAAGCACAGCAGGUGGCCAACGAAAUGGCGGCCAAAAAAAAACAGGAACGUCGUGAGGAGAAAGAGUUGCGCAAAGCGGCCGAGGCCAAGAACAGCAAAAUAAUCAAGAUGAGUGUCGAGGAUACCGAAGAUGGUGAAAUCAUCGUGGAGAAUAUCAAUAGCUGUGAUGGUGAUUCUCAGGAGUCGACAGAUGACAGUGAAUCCUCUGGCGAUUCGGAUAAAUGCACCAAGCUGCACUUUAAGAAAAUAAUUCAAUCCCACACAGACGAAUCAUUGGGCGAUUGCAGUUUCCUCAACACCUGCUUCCACAUGGCCACCUGUAAGUACGUCCACUACGAGGUGGACACACUGCCUCACAUCAACACCAACAAGCCGACGGACGUGAAAACGAAACUCAGCCUGAAGCGCAGCGUUGACUCCAGCUGCACAUUGUAUCCACCCCAGUGGAUACAGUGCGAUCUGCGUUUCCUCGAUAUGACUGUUUUGGGUAAAUUCGCUGUAGUCAUGGCCGAUCCGCCAUGGGAUAUACACAUGGAGCUGCCGUAUGGCACCAUGUCCGACGAUGAGAUGCGUGCCUUGGGCAUUCCAGCAUUGCAGGAGGAAGGCCUCAUAUUUCUCUGGGUAACGGGGCGGGCCAUGGAGUUGGGACGCGAUUGCCUUAAGCUUUGGGGCUACGAGCGGGUCGAUGAGCUGAUCUGGGUGAAAACGAAUCAGCUGCAGCGCAUCAUACGCACUGGUCGCACCGGCCAUUGGCUGAACCACGGCAAGGAGCACUGUCUCGUCGGGAUGAAGGGCAAUCCGACGAACCUGAAUCGUGGCCUCGACUGCGAUGUCAUCGUGGCGGAGGUGCGCGCCACCAGCCAUAAGCCCGACGAGAUUUACGGCAUCAUUGAGCGCCUCAGUCCGGGCACACGUAAAAUCGAGCUCUUCGGCCGGCCGCACAAUAUCCAGCCCAACUGGAUAACGCUGGGCAAUCAGCUGGAUGGCAUUCGACUGGUUGAUCCCGAGCUAAUCACACAGUUCCAGAAGCGAUAUCCCGAUGGCAAUUGCAUGUCACCCACUGUGGCCGCAGCGAAUGCAAUUCAAAACUAAAAACCCAAUUGAAAUAAUAUUCUAUAUAUACACGAUAAGAUUAAAGUAAAUAUUUAAAUAGAUUUAUUGCUCAUUG
Drosophila grimshawi is the source of this 1986-nucleotide messenger RNA. It is a transcript of the gene Mettl3, whose product is annotated as N6-adenosine-methyltransferase MT-A70-like protein. Lineage: Eukaryota; Metazoa; Arthropoda; Insecta; Diptera; Drosophilidae. The record is from RefSeq and is a predicted model, not a curated record. Gene Ontology annotation, molecular function: mRNA (2'-O-methyladenosine-N6-)-methyltransferase activity; mRNA m(6)A methyltransferase activity. Bases 75 to 1910 code for a protein of 611 amino acids. Gene Ontology annotation, cellular component: RNA N6-methyladenosine methyltransferase complex; nucleus. The transcript has 3 exons.